AUGGCUGCACCCAGCUCGCCCUGGCGGUUCGCGCCCCUGAAGGCCGGAACCUCGUCCGACGCGCCCAAGCUGCAGGGCAUCGUGUUUGACAUGGACGGAACCCUCUGUGAGCCGCAAAACUACAUGUUUGGUGAGAUGCGCGCGGCCCUCGGCAUCACCAAGGCCGUCGACAUCAUCGACCACAUGAACGCGCUCCCCGCCGCCGAGCAGCCCGCCGCGCACGCCGCCGUGCAGGGCAUCGAGCGCGCCGCCAUGGCCAAGCAGGCGCCGCAGCCGGGCCUCGACGAACUGAUGCGCUACCUCGACGCCCGCGGCGUCCCCAAGGCCAUCUGCACCCGCAACUUCAACGUCCCCGUCGACCACCUGCUCGGCAAGUUCCUCGCCUACACCACCUUUGCCCCCGUCAUCACCCGCGACUUCUCGCCCCCGAAGCCGUCGCCCGCCGGCAUCCUGCACAUCGCCAAGCAGUGGGCGCUGCGGCGGCAGCAGGGUGGUGACAACGGCGAGGAUCAUGUGGCGAGUGGCGACGCCACGGGGCUCAUCAUGGUCGGCGACUCGAUCGACGACAUGACGGCGGGCAGGGCGGCGGGCGCGGCGACGGUGCUGCUGGUGAAUGACGCAAACAGGGAGCUCGCGGAGCACGCGCAUACCGAUCUUGUCAUCAGCCGCCUAGAUGAACUUGUCGAGAUCUUGGAGAACGGGUUCCAGGGCCGGAACACGGAAACCAGUUAG
Messenger RNA from Cordyceps fumosorosea ARSEF 2679, 732 nucleotides. RefSeq names its product HAD-like domain protein. The coding region runs from base 1 to 732 and encodes 243 amino acids. The transcript has 2 exons. The record is from RefSeq and is a predicted model, not a curated record. NCBI's taxonomy places the organism in Eukaryota, Fungi, Ascomycota, Sordariomycetes, Hypocreales, Cordycipitaceae.